This is a messenger RNA of Ilyonectria robusta, 2255 nucleotides long. RefSeq lists its product as uncharacterized. The transcript has 5 exons. The record is from RefSeq and is a predicted model, not a curated record. Gene Ontology annotation, molecular function: DNA binding. Lineage: Eukaryota; Fungi; Ascomycota; Sordariomycetes; Hypocreales; Nectriaceae. The coding region runs from base 71 to 1927 and encodes 618 amino acids.
CUUUAUUGACUGUCAAUUAUUGGACACUGAUUGAGGUGGAUUGAGCACAUGUACAGCUCCACCCGCAGUUAUGUUGUCCGUACAGCAAGCAUUGGCACACAAUACUUCUUCAGAUGGGUUGCACAAUUUUUCUGGACUCACGAGCCAUGCUCAUCAUGUACAGGCACUUGGACUUGUUGAAGAAAUGGGCCAGGUGGCAAAGGAGCAGGGUUAUCUGGCCGGUUCCUCCAGCCAUGGGAACGGCAAUACAAAUGCGAUGGAUUCUCCCUUGCAACUGAAGCCGAGAUUCAGUAAGAAUGAGGUUGAGCUGCUGGAAACCGAAUUUUGUCGAAACCCGAAGCCAAGUACCGGCAGGAAGCGCGAAAUCGCAGAAAGUUUCCAGGUUGAUACUUCAAGAAUCAAUACGCCACAGAAUUGGUUUCAAAACCGACGAGCCAGGGCCAAAAAGAUGCGAAACUUGAAAGAAUAUGAACAGAGGCGAAAAGGUGAAAUCGGAGACCUAAACUCUCCCGGUCUUGAGGCCUCUCCGACACCUGAGUUGCGUGCGCUUAGUCCGGAGAGGCAAAGGCGCUCAUAUGUCGCCGCAGCGUUCCCACCCACAUCGGAAUUGAAGGGUCCCAGUGCACACGCCCCAAAUACGUGGGUCGAUAUUGAAGCCGCUCCGCGGUUUCGACAAGAGUCAGACGACCACAAAUUUCUUACAGACUACUCUACACUUCCAAGGUGGAAGAAAGAUGAGCAGGGAAAAGCUAUCCUUGCUCGACUAAUGGGUUACCUCUAUUUCCUCAUUGGGUGUUGGUACUUCAAGAAGCGGGCGUCAGCCAUCAACGGUUUCAGAACCGUGCCGCAAUAUGGAAGCUCUGAUAAUUAUUCAAAUGGCACCAGAGAGAGUUCAGGCCCCAGCAUGUCAAAUGGACAUCAACCUAGAGAAAGAAAUGCUCGCCCAUCCAUGAAGCGGCGAUUUCAAAGGCAGGAAGAUGACGACUCACAAGAGGAAAAUGACCCCAAGCAACAAAAGUUGGUCGAAAGGGAUGUUACAUCCCAGAGAAGAUUUGCUUGUCCAUUCUUCAAAAAGAACCCACUCCAUUUUCGGGAAUGGCGCUCCUGUCCAGGACCGGGUUGGGGGACGACACAUCGGGUAAAGGAACAUCUUUACAGAAGUCAUUUGCUACCAAUCACUUGUCCCCGGUGCCAUGAGGCGUUUGAAUCGGAGAAAACACAAUUGGAGCACCUAACUGCUGAGAAGCCCUGCCAGAAACGUGAGAAGCCGAAGCUGGAAGGCGUCGACUCGUCUACAGAAAAAUUUCUGCGAAGCCGCAAGCAUAUGCAAAAGCACAAUAACGAGGAGGAUCGGUGGAGAGAGAUCUAUGUCAUUUUAUUUCCCGGUACUAAUGCGGAGAGCAUACCCAACCCUUAUUAUGAAUACCACAAAAGCGCACACAGCGAGCAGCCAGACGCGGUUGAGUCAGAAUUUGCCAAAUAUGAGCAAUUUCUUGGCGCCGAGCUGCCAUCGCGAGUUCGUCAACAGCUUGAGAUUCGAAUCGAAGCGGCUCUCAAUCCGCUGGAUGAGUUUAAAACACUGAAGGGUCAAAUCAUUGAUAUCGUUCGGGAUACUCAAUUGCAACUGUUCAAGUUGUACAAGACAGGAAGCUCAAAUCCGCCCACGGAAACGGACUCCACCCCAGGAGAGCAAGGAGGUAUUUCAGAUGUGCCAAAUCUAAGGAGCUCCAACCCCAGCACGCCAAGUGAUAACAAUCUUGAGAUUAUGGACCCCGAACUUCACGGCACUAGCGGCAAGCAGGAUUUGGGCAUGGAUUUUGACUUUGGGUUGUUUGAUGGCGUUAUUUUUGACCUAACUGAUAUCACGGGGAGUGAUCAAGUGUCUGCAACGGGGCUGUAUGAUUGGAAUGAUCCCGUCUUUACCUGACAAGCUGAAGCCUUACCGCGUUUGCUACAGGUGAAGUGUUAUCCAGCCUAGUUAACUUCAAUCGAUUCACAUCUCUGAGAGACAACAUAAUAUAACUCUUAGAUACCUUUGCAAUAUGGAGAGCUAUCGGGGCGAUUUUAUAGUUUCUAAUCCGAUUGCCAGAAUCCUGUCCGAACCACGUAGAACUGGCGUUCGUGUGAACUACCAAGCAAUUUUGAGGUACGGACUAGCAAAGCCAAGUCUUUUAACACUGCCUCGCGGUACAGAACCGUCAGGGAUACGAGCGAUAUCCCCAAGUGGAUAGCAAUCAUGGUAAUACUGAUUUCGU